CACCACACUGCUGCAGUAUAAAGUCUGCUGUCCAUCCUCAGCCUCCACUUUGUGGACUCGCAACAAGACAACUACUGCCCGAACUCACACUGAGGUGACAAGUCACAAAUGACAAUGACCGACCUGGAGACCUCGAUGGCGACCAUCAUUGCGGUGUUUCAGAAGUACGCAGAAAGAGAAGGAGACAAACACAAAUUGAAAAAGAGCGAGCUGAAGGAUCUGCUUCACGAUGAGCUGCCGGAUCUAAUGGGGCAUGUGAAAGACCAGGCCACAUUUGACAGCCUGAUGGAGAGCCUGGACACCGACGGCGACGCCGAGUGUGACUUCCAGGAGUUCAUGACAUUCAUCUCCGUGGUUACCGUCUGUUGCCACGAGUUCUUCGAGCAUGAAGACGAGUAAGGAAGAGGCAAGCACGAAGACGAAGGGGGAGCUACAGUAAAUUAUAAAGAAGAAGAAGAAACCUAGCAACGCACAAACCUGUUGGCGCCUUCAGAGCAGAGCAGGGUGGGAAAACACAACUCUAGCCAACAGCCAAAACAUUAUAAGUGAGGUUUGGCUGGUGGCUGGCAAACAGUCCAGUGUAGUAGCUAAAAUAAAAUGUUUUAGAGAUUCUGUUCUUUUCUAGUUGAAUCUAAAUAUCUAAAUGGGUUGUAACGUCCUCAAAUGGCUUUGGGAUUUUGGUGUGGCGACACAAAAUAAUCACUUGGAGGUACUUUUGUUAGAUUGUGGCCGGUAUAUUUCACAUGGGCUAAUAAGUUAGUCAACCAACUACUUAGAGACACCUGUGUUUGAUCAAUUUAGUUGACUAUCAAAUAUUGGAAGUGCCUUGCAAGUUUUAAAAACAUUUGAUUGGCCAGUAAAAGUUUCAAGAUGACUUUGAGAUUUUGGUGAUUUGGUUACAAAACUAGCCACUGAUUUCUAAAAGUCGACCAGUAAACUAAAGUAGUUGAAACUGUAGCAUUUCAAAUGCAAAAAAAGUGUUUGCUAGAGGUACCAACUUUGGCUACCAAGUUCAGAAAAUAGGCAAUCAAUAAUUCAAGGUUCUUCUCUUGAAUGUCUAAAGGGCUAGUAAAGUUGUAAAAAUGACUGGCAAGUUUGUCUAUGCCACACAUAAUAAUCACUUGGAGGUACUUGUUUAAAUGAUUGUGGCUGGUAUAUUUCAUAGAUGUGGCUAACAAAUUAGUCAAGCAGCUGCCAAUCAUUCAUUUGAGAUUUUUACAAAUCAAGAAAGUGGCUAACAUCUUCAUCAACUCCAGUAGUCACUUUUCGGGUCAACCAUCUACUUAGAGGUACCUGUGUCUGAAAGAUGUCGACUAUCAAAUAUUUAAAGUGACUUAUACGUUGGUCAUCAUUCUCUAAAGGUUUCAAAAUGGCUUGUGAAUUUUAGCUUUAGUUGUCCAACUUUUAAUUUUUAAAAAAAGCCUAGUUGACUAUCAGAUACUGAAAAUGAUUUGUAAGUUGGUCAUCGUUGAAAAGACAUUUGAUUUGCUAGUAAAAGUUUCAAAAUGGCUCGUGAGUUUUAAAUAAUCUAAAAGCCACUUUGGAAACCACAAUUUAGGAGAACUCUAAUUGAUUUGUGCCUUGGUAUCUUCAUCUUCAAGUUAAACAUGUUGAACUGGCUAGUAAAAAUUGAAAAUGGCUUUUACUCUAGCUCUGGUAAAAAACAACAACUAUAAUUUGGAAUUAUAUGUAAAAUAAAAAGUAAUUUAGCUCUUGUUUUGUUUGUUUUUUAGUUUAGAAGGUCUUUUUACUUCAUAUUUAGGUAGUUAAACAAGUAAUCUACAAUUAUUAUUGUCUAGCUGGCUGCUGAAAUAAUCAUGAAAUGUUAGGAUUUAGUAGCCACUUUUGCCUGUAGCUGCGUUCUCUUAAACCAACAAUCGGAUUCAACCUGCUAGAAUAAAAAUUAACAACGUGUAACUCUUCUCUUCAUGCAAAGAAAACAUAUGAUACGUUUAAAUCAGUUGGAAGAGUUUGUUCGAUGAUGUGUAUUUUGCACCGGUUUUGUUUGGGUGUUGGUGAUAUGAAACGAAUUAAAUUAUCAAUGUGUGA
Molecule: messenger RNA, 2049 nt
Organism: Larimichthys crocea (large yellow croaker)
Lineage: Eukaryota; Metazoa; Chordata; Actinopteri; Sciaenidae
Gene: s100b
Product: S100 calcium binding protein, beta (neural)
Exons: 3
Coding region: 109-399 (96 amino acids)
Biological process (GO): positive regulation of cell population proliferation; positive regulation of canonical NF-kappaB signal transduction
Cellular component (GO): cytoplasm; nucleus
Molecular function (GO): S100 protein binding; calcium ion binding; RAGE receptor binding
Source: RefSeq, a predicted model, not a curated record